This is a messenger RNA of Pseudonaja textilis, 1428 nucleotides long. Its product is annotated as gamma-aminobutyric acid receptor subunit alpha-3-like. Gene Ontology annotation, cellular component: membrane. The record is from RefSeq and is a predicted model, not a curated record. Lineage: Eukaryota; Metazoa; Chordata; Lepidosauria; Squamata; Elapidae. Gene Ontology annotation, biological process: gamma-aminobutyric acid signaling pathway; chloride transport; monoatomic ion transmembrane transport. Gene Ontology annotation, molecular function: GABA-A receptor activity; extracellular ligand-gated monoatomic ion channel activity.
AUGGCCUUCAGGAUCCUCUGGGCAAGGGCCCCCUUCUGCACCGCUAGCCUUGGAAUUCUGCUCCUAAUCUACGCCCUGCCUGCUGAAGGACUAGCCCAAAAACAUGGACCUGAUAUCAUUGAUGACGACAACAAAGACAACAUAACUAUCUUCACACGCAUCCUGGAUCGUCUCUUAGAUGGCUAUGAUAACCGAUUAAGACCUGGUCUCGGAGAUACAGUAACUGAAGUCAAAACCAAUAUCUAUGUGACAAGUUUUGGCCCUGUCUCAGACACUGACAUGGAGUACACCAUUGAUGUCUUCUUUCGGCAAUCCUGGAGAGACGAGCGAUUGAAAUUUGAUGGUCCGAUGAAGAUUUUGCCCUUGAAUAACUUGCUAGCCAGUAAGAUCUGGACCCCAGACACCUUUUUCCACAAUGGAAAGAAAUCGGUGGCCCACAACAUGACUACACCAAACAAAUUGCUUCGACUGGUGGAUAAUGGCACUCUCCUCUACACCAUGAGAUUGACCAUUCAUGCAGAAUGCCCCAUGCACCUGGAGGAUUUCCCCAUGGAUGUGCACGCCUGCCCAUUGAAGUUUGGGAGCUAUGCCUACACCACGACAGAAGUCAUCUACACUUGGACUCUGGGAAAAGUGGAGGUGGCUGAAGGUGGCUCCCGCCUCAAUCAAUAUGACCUCCUUGGCCAUAAUGUGGGCAGAGAUUCCAUUGAGUCUAGCACAGGGACCUACACUGUGAUGACCACUUACUUCCAUCUCAAGCGCAAGAUUGGAUACUUUGUGAUCCAGACUUACUUGCCCUGCAUCAUGACAGUCAUUCUGUCCCAGGUUUCCUUCUGGCUCAACAGGGAGAGUGUGCCAGCCCGAACAGUGUUUGGCGUCACUACAGUGCUGACCAUGACCACCCUAAGCAUCAGUGCAAGGAAUUCCCUCCCCAAGGUGGCUUACGCAACGGCUAUGGACUGGUUCAUGGCGGUGUGUUAUGCCUUCGUCUUUUCUGCGCUGAUUGAAUUUGCUGCCGUCAAUUAUUUCACUAAGCGCAGCUGGGCCUGGGAGGGCAAGAAGGUGCUGGAGGCUCAGGAGAUGAAGAAGAAAGAGCCAGCCACGUUGGCUAAAAAAACCAACAACACCUACAACAUUGUGGGGACCACGUAUGCUCUCAAUAUCACCAAGGAGCCCAGCCUCCCAACCAUUGCCAAGAGCGCAGCUGCUCCCACAACCACACCUGCUGCUGUGGUGGUCCCCGCCAUCAAGGUGCCCCGACUGGAAGAGAAGCCUCUGGAAAACAGGAAGACCUACAACAGUGUCAGCAAGGUAGACAAAAUGUCUCGCAUUGUCUUUCCAGUCUUAUUUGCCAUUUUCAACAUGGUAUACUGGGCAACGUAUGUCAACCGGGAGUCAGCCAUCAAAGAUAUGAUCCCCAAGGAUUGA